CGGGUGCCUAGUAGGUGACCCGUGCAUUAGGUUUCAUAUUAUCAACUUAGCCGCGCAAAUCCCAAUGAUUGUUCCAUCAGAGUACCAGAAUACUUAGCCCUGUAUCUUGGCGCCAAGGGGGUUUGAAGGAUUUCAGAAAUACUCGACUAACAUAGCCAUCAAAAGGAGCUUAACAGAUUUAGCUUCUAGGAGACCAUGGUGGGCUUAAAAGGCUCGAAGAUCCCCGGACCGAAGCCUCCAGUAUUUCCACAACAAGAGAGUUUCACGAUUCACUCCCUCUAUACGUGGUAAACGCCUCUAUCCUAUCAUGGUCUACUUGAAGCACCUUCUCGCUCUUUCGAGCCUCCUGUCGCUCGGUCGGUCCCAGUGGUCUCCAAACGUCCCCGUGGAGACUCGCAGCCUAGAUGAGAUAUACGAAGCCGCAAAGAAAGAGUCCGGCACUUUGAUCGUCUCGUCAGGAGGAGAUGCCGGCAACCAGAACGAUGCCAUUAUCCAGGCAUUCCAGAAACGAUUCCCUGAUAUUCAGCUGAACUGGACUGUCGACCUCUCCAAAUACCAUACGGCCCGUAUCGACCGUGGCUUUUACGCCGACAACCAGACAACCGAUGUGGUCAUCCUGCAGACCUUGCACGACUUCCCCCGGUGGAAGGAGCAAAACCGUCUCCUCUACUACAAGCCGUCCGUAUGGAAUGAUAUAUACGCGUCUGAGCGUGAUCCGGACGGCGCUUACCUCCCAAUUGCCGAAUACAGCUUCGGCGACAUCGCUUGGGACACCGCCAAGAUGAACGAAUCCGCGAUUCCCGAUGAUUACGCAUCAUUCACCCACCCCAAAUGGCGGGGAAGGCUGGUUCUCACCUACCCCAACGACGACGACGCAGUUCUGUAUCUCUUUAGCAAGAUCAUCAGUCGGUACGGCUUUGAAUGGCUCUACGCCUUGCAGGCGAACGACGUCCAAUGGGUUAGAGGCUCAUACACGCCCGCGGCCGUUAUUGAGGCAGCUCAUAACAGCACGAGAAACCCUCGGUCUGUCACAUUCACCACCGGCGAUGCCUUUGGCGGCUGGUGGGGGUCCAAAACCCCUUCAAAGGACGAGAGCAUGAGUUGGUCCCAGACUGGUGCAAUCUUCGCCGACACAAAGAUGCCAGAGACCUCAAAGCUUCUGCUGAGCUUCUUGGUCAGCGAUGAAUGGCAGAAGCCUCAGGCCGAUUCCGGCAGCUUUGUCCCCCGGGUUAGCUUGGACCAGGGCAAGCUUUAUGAGCAGAAGAAUAGCGAGGUCGGUGGCUUCCGGGUCUGGAUGAACCAGCGGAAUCUUGUCGAUUGGUGGAAGAGCCAGUUGGAGACAACUCUGGGUACUCCCCAGGGACCCAGUCCUUUGGAUCUCUAUCCUCGUGUCUAGUCCGCCUGAGGCUAGGCUAACGAUUAUGUCUGGAUAUUAUCAAUUCCAGGCCAGUCAAACACAUGUACUACUAAUAGCCCUUCGUGCACUUGCUGUAUUGUUCUCGUUGAUCUGUGAUUAGUUAUUCACGCAACUAAUAUAACACUGUUGUGCAUUGUUGUGCAUUGUUGGUUGCAUCUGUCUCUAUAUAUAUGUACUCGAUCAAACGCCGGAAAAUCUAGGAACUAACAGCUGUAUGUCAUUCUACCACCAAAGUGUCUUCUACCUGAUGGGUUUAAUUUAGACAUUUCCAAAUAUAUUCAUUCUGCUAUGAAUAUUAUGCCGAAUGUUUCCAUUGUAUAUAGUCCAUUUAAAAAAGCGGGACUGCCGGGCGGUUUUUCCAUUCCGUUUUCCAAUUAUUUAUUUGCGUCUGACCUUCUGGAACCCCAAACCCCCAACCAA
Aspergillus alliaceus is the source of this 1837-nucleotide messenger RNA. RefSeq names its product ABC transporter substrate-binding protein. The transcript has 4 exons. Lineage: Eukaryota; Fungi; Ascomycota; Eurotiomycetes; Eurotiales; Aspergillaceae. The record is from RefSeq and is a predicted model, not a curated record. The coding region runs from base 308 to 1396 and encodes 362 amino acids.